Microcebus murinus (gray mouse lemur) is the source of this 3538-nucleotide messenger RNA. Lineage: Eukaryota; Metazoa; Chordata; Mammalia; Primates; Cheirogaleidae. The record is from RefSeq and is a predicted model, not a curated record.
ACUGUACAUUAAUUUCAUUUCUAUAUAUAAGUGAUUUAUUAUAUUAAUAGAAUACUUUAAAUGUAUACACAAUACACAAAAUAGUAUAAUAAACUUGUGACCCAGCCUCAACCACUACUAAUCAUCAGCUAUUUUUGUUUCAUCUACACUUCAACCCAUUCCUCACUCUUCACUUCAUUAUAUUUUAGUUAUUUUUGUGAAAUAAAAUGUAUAUAUGCUGAAAAUUCCGCUCUUAACUGCACCUUUUUGACACAUCAAUGCACUCAUAUGAAAUUCUCCCCUUUUAAGAAUAAAAUUACUACACUUAACAGUGUUACUACAGUAUAACAGUGUUAUCACACUUAACACUUAACAAUGUGCAUGCUAAUCACCUGGUAAUAUUAUUUAAAAUCCAGAUUUGAAAGAACAGGUCUGGGAUUUGCCUAUAAUUUGUAUUUCUAACAAAGUAUAAAUCUGUAGAGCACGUAGUAACUACAAGGUCACUUGAAUUUAUAGUAAAGAAUAUUUGAUGUGUAAAAUUAAGGAAAAUUGACUCGAAUCAAAAUGACCAAUCAAAACACCUAUACGACAUACUCUGUAGGAGCAUUUGAUUGACAGUGAUAUAAACUAACCAAACAAUUUUACAAUUAUUUUGGUAACCAAAAUUAGCAAAAUAUCUAUUAUGGAUUCCAUGGAAAUGCUCCCUCAGAGUUAAAAAUUCUACUAUCAUGAGAAAGCAUUGGUUAAAAAAAACAAAGAUUUGGAAGUAGAUGUCUUAUACAAUAAGUAGCUGACAACUUUCCUCACCCCAUAAUUGGCCUUUAUUGAGUUGCCACAAAUUCAGUCCUUUACAGACCAAGUGCAGAUAAUUUUUAUAGCUUCCUAUUAAAAUUAUAUUUUAAUGCCCUUACAUAAUUUAACUCAGUUUCUUAUAAUGUUAAAUACCUUAAAAUUGCUUAAAACACAAACAAUAAAAAAAUGAUGUGGACCUAUGAAAACAUUUCACAUUAAAAAUAAAAAAUGGUCUUUUCCCACAUAAAGAGGCAUCCAACUUUAAUAGUCGUUAGAAAAAAUAAAUUACAAAAUAUAUGUGUUUUCUUUGACCAUCAGUUGGUUCUUAAUCUUGUUUCUUUUUAUGAUCAAUUGAAUGAGGUCCUGAGUAAGGAACUCUGAAGUAUACUGAGCUCUUUAUGUUUUUCUUUUGAGUUCCUCUAUUUAUGCUUAGAGAAGGCUGUAGACACAGAGUAAAUGAGAGACACUGGAAUUUCAGUGUCCAAAGAUGAUUUAAAUACUCCAAAUAUUUCACCUUUGUCUUUUUUCCUUCUGUCAGUCAUGGUAUAGGGCUCCAGAGUCUGAAUUUGCCUGGGCUACUUCAGUUGCAUGGUUCUGCUUCUUCCAAUUUGAGCCCAAGGGCUGUGGGACAGGACCCCACCCCAUACUUCACAAGACACCCCCUUAUCUUGACCAUGUGUCCUAAGAGCUGACAUGUUACACAUUCUCUGCUGGUUGAAAAGUAGGGAGGUCAGUGAGUCAGAAUUGAUCAUAGGCAGCUUUCAAAAGUUACUGUUAGGACAGUUUUCUUGUUUUAUUUAUUUUAAAUUUAGGGUUUUUUUAUGGCAAGAAACAGACAAGUGGCCCAUUAGCUGUCUGGAAACUCAUGAUGCAAUAGUCAUAUCUGCAAUCCAUUUUAAACAGAAACACAAGGUGAAAAAACGUAAGAGGUACAAGAAUGAUGAUAAUGAUCCAGCUGAAUAUAUCAGCUCAGUCUUUGAAUGCUGUAUAGAUUCUACAGAACACAGUGGCACUCCCAGGAUGACUGAGGUGAGCUAAAGGGGAAGUUUCCCUUUCCAUAACCUCUAUGUAUAUAAUUGACAGUAGAUAUUAUUUUCUUCAUGUGCAAAAUAUACACAUGUGUUAAUGUAAGAUUGGUUGAGAUAUGGGCAGUGUCUUAAAUACUUCUGGGUGGGAAUUGAGCCAGAAAUCAGAUGGUGAUGAGUCACUUGAAUACCUGUCCCUGUGCCCCCUGGCUUUGAUCCUGCAUUAUGAUAUCAUGACAAAAUCCUGUAAACUCCCCUUAUAUGUUUCUAGGUCCCCAGUGCAAUCACAGCCUGAAACAUUCUUUCUUGAGGCUAUGAUGAGUGAGAACAGCCAACAGGAGGGAGCCACACCUGCUUAUAAAAGGCAGAUCUUCCAGAACAACCCACACUCUGAAUCUGGAUGUGUAAGAGAGAGGACCUUUCACUUGAGCUUCAACAUGGGAUUGUGAACUGAAGACCCAGACCCCUACUACCCCUACAUCAAAUUCCCCACUGACCACUCCCCUUUCCAACAGAUCUCCUUUACAGACAAAGACCCAUAAGAAGGGGCUUUUGAAUGGAUAGGUAAGACAAUGGCUUCCCAUUCCAGUGAGAAUGCAAUCCAAAGGCAAGGUAAGAUCUUGAGCUGUCCAUAUGGAGGUUGGAAGGAGUGGUGUCAGCAAUAUUGAGUGUUGUCUUUGAUAGGGUUUUAUUCUGAGCAUGAGUAUGAGAAAUACCUUAUAGCCCUCAAGGCUUCGAUAAAUGUAACAGUGAUCUCCUGGAUCUGUAUUCUUUGCUUCACUCUUGACACUGGCUGAACAGCAUCACUUCUGGGAAAGAAGCACAAAUACGGACCAGAGAUGGACUAUAGGGCUCUGUGGUUCAUGACAGUUGAGUCACAUAAUCUUCCAUUUGCACUAGGAUCAGAGCCCAACCCAAAGGAGAAGGAGAAUUUCAAGGAAACUAAGCUCAAAGCCAGAAAUAGCACCACUAGAUUAGAACUGUUCUGCUUAGUCUUUCACUCACAUGUUUCCUGCACAGAGUACUAUCUUGGAGAUGAGCACAGCUUGACUUUGGAAAAGAAACCAAAGGCUUCCAACAUCAUAAAUGGCACUGAAAUCAAGGAGACAUGUGAUGCCCAUAAUAGAGAACCACUGAGGGCCCACACUGAGUGCAACAAGAUGCUCAGAUCUCAGUUCCCAGUAGAUCACCUGUGGCCAUUUCAUAAAAGACUGGUAACCUCCCUGCAAGCAAUUUCUGAGGCCAUGUAUCAAGACAGCCUGGGCAUGGGCACAGCAGAUGAGGCUUGAGCUGGGAGCUCUCUGAACUAUUCAGAAGAGCAUGCAACUGUGGGGGCAAGAACAAAGACCAACUACUUCUCAGAUUCUUCCUGAUGACUUGCAGAAAUUUCAGACACACUGUUUAAUAUAUGACAGAACCUGGGACAGUGUCAGUAAAGGAACCUGAACAAUAUACUCACAAUGGUGAAAUCUGAGUUUAUGGAGGGCUAAGAUUACUGACAAAUUUUGUAAUUCAUGUAGGACAGUUGAGUAUUUUGGAUGUUUUAUUACUGUCCUGCAAUUAUUUAUAAUUAGAAACAUAUUAGAGUUUAAUUAUUCACAUGUUUGUAUACUGUAAAAUGUAGCAAAUAGAUAUAUAUUUAUAUCCUCCUUCUUUAAUCCAGAAAAAGACGUAGAUCUUCACUUUCUUAGCCCCAGUCAAUUGAGGACUUAUAUCUAUUAACCUUUUUUAUUUUAUUUUUA